Molecule: messenger RNA, 1322 nt
Organism: Hevea brasiliensis (rubber tree)
Lineage: Eukaryota; Viridiplantae; Streptophyta; Magnoliopsida; Malpighiales; Euphorbiaceae
Product: spindle and kinetochore-associated protein 1 homolog
Exons: 9
Coding region: 337-1194 (285 amino acids)
Biological process (GO): mitotic cell cycle; regulation of microtubule polymerization or depolymerization; chromosome segregation
Cellular component (GO): mitotic spindle; spindle microtubule; outer kinetochore
Molecular function (GO): microtubule binding
Source: RefSeq, a predicted model, not a curated record
GAAUUGCUACACAGAUCUUGCUGUAACAAAAACAAACAUCCCAUAGGCCACAAUUCCCUUCCUAACGUAACAUUUUCCCAUGCAGUCCAACUGGUCCCCGCUAUCCACUAGUCAUCCUGUGGGACCCAUCCCAUGCCGUGCUCUCCCCCCAAGAAUCGCAAAGAUGGAAACGGCGAUCGCGCGUGCGUUUUGAUGAACCUCUCCCAGGCUUUACCAUUCAAAAAUGAAAACCCUUCCUUCCUUCCCGCCCACUAAAGUCUCCAAAAACACAUCCAAGGAUUUGAAGCUAUUUAGAGAUUCUGAAAAUCAGAGAUUAUUGACUGAGACAGAGAGAAGAUGGCAGUGAAUCAAGCUGGUUCGUCGCUCGAUUCUCUCAUAUCUUCGUUUAAUACUCGAAUCGCUGAGCUUCAAGAACUCGUUAUCGGCCGAAACAUGUAUGCGGCGGGCAGCAUCACUGAUCUGUCGGCGGUGGAUGCUGCAUUGAAGGCGAUGGAGCUGCAGAUACAAGCUAUCAAGGACCGGUUGCGUGAGGAGACUGAGGCUAUUCCUAAAGCUAAGAAACUCAUCAAUGCAUCACUGCAGCAGCAGAAGAAGUUGCAGAGUUUGUCUGUUCAUAUUCCCUCGCAUUUGCCAGAAAGAAUUACCGUAUUGAAUUCAGAUACAAAUAGAAGUGUACAUUCUGAAGCCUCUAAUCUACAACCUGGGUUUGGUUCUUUGAAGACUGAGGAGGAGCCUGCAGCAUUACCCAAGGGAAAAAAGGGCCGUGCCUCUCCACCGUUAUGGUAUAUAACUGCUGAUGAGCUAGAUUCCCUGUCCUCAUACAUGAGAGGAAGGCUCACACUAGAUAAGGUUAAUGCUGCUAUCAAUGACAUGGCAGCAUAUGCUGAAAUGAAUUCUCAGCUUAUUGGAGCCUCAAAGAAAAAGCUGGCAGAAAAUCUAUGGGAAAAAGCAUUGGAAGUAAGGGAUAUUGCAAUGACAGAAACAAUAAAGGGAAAACACUUUUUCCUUGAAACAGACAUAAAAGGGCCAACAUUGAAGCUUGACAACACCGGAAAAGCUAUACUGACAGCAACAAUCUCCGUCUGCAUAAACCGUAGCCUAGCAAAUUACUUCAUUGCCAAUUCCAAUCACCAUCCCAUACCCAAAAAUGGCUUCCAAGGCUGUUGCAAGCACUGCCCUUUUUCUCUCCCUUAACCUUCUCUUCUUCACUUUGGUGAGCUCAACUCAUCAUCUUGUCCCUUGUCCAUCACCAGUAGCUACGGCCACUUGCCCAAGAGACACCCCAAGGCUAGGAGUAUGCUCUAAAUUAUUAAACGAUUUGU